Molecule: messenger RNA, 810 nt
Organism: Cercopithifilaria johnstoni
Lineage: Eukaryota; Metazoa; Nematoda; Chromadorea; Rhabditida; Onchocercidae
Source: the annotation of a GenBank genome assembly
AUGAUAUUGGAAUUUGGACAAAUAAUCAAAUUAUUAUUGAUAUUGGAAUUUGAACAAAAUUUUAAUGAUACUCUAAAUUAUUCAAUCAGUGAUGAAUCAAAUUUGGAGAGAAUACUAAUACAUCAAGGUUGGGCUAAAUGGUCUGAAUGGGGGCCAUGUUCUAAUUUGUGCGGUGAUGGUAUAUCAAGUCAAUUAAGACGUUGUUUAGACGUACGUUGCGUAGGACCAAAUCGACGGGAACGUGUUUGUAAUAUGCACCAAUGUGAUAAUACUUCAAUUCAAACAAAAGAAACAGACUGCUCAAAAUUGGAUAGUUUAUCAUCAUCAUCAUAUGAUAAUAAUAAUACUAAAUUGAUACCGGAACGAUGGAUUCCUGUAAAAAGUAGUCAUCAGUGUAUUGUGGUGUGCCGUUCGUUAGAAACCGGUGAAGAACAGGAAAUAGAAAAGGUGAUCGAUGGUACUGAAUGUUUCAUCGAAGGAUAUAAUAAAUCUGUUUGUGUGGAUGGCAUUUGUCAGUAUAUUGGUUGUGAUGGUAUUGUACAAUCAAAUGCUCGUUAUGAUCCAUGUGGAAUAUGUGGCGGUACGGGUGAAAGUUGUGGACGUACAAUAUUUCAAUGGAAGGAUACGAAACAAUUUUCACCUUGUGAUGCUACUUGUGGACCAAAUGCUCAUCGUGUAUCAGUAUCAAUAUGUCAAAAUGUACGAAAUGGAAGAGUGGUACCAGAACGACUUUGUGCUGAUCAACCGCGACCACGUCCAGUUGUUGAAAAAUGUCCACAUAUCAUUUGUCCAUCACAGUAUGUUUUUUAA